CACGACAGUCGUCUCUCUCUCUCUACUUCUCUCUUGGGCUCGUUCUUUGUACAAUUCUAGAAAGAGAAAAGAAAGAGAGAGCUUGUAGUUGCAUCAAUGGCGUUCUUAUCUUUCGUUGGUCGUGUUCUCUUUGUCUCCGUUUUCGUUUUCUCUGCAUGGCAAGAGUUUAACGAAUUUGGAGUUGAUGGCGGACCUGCAGCAAAAGCCCUUACGCCAAAGUUCAAUGUUCUUUCCAAGCAUUUCACAACACAUACUGGUUUUCAAGUGCCAGUUUUUGAGAUCAAAUUCUUGGUUGCUGGAGCUAUAGCCUUGAAAGCCCUUGGAAGCUUCCUUUUCAUCUUUAACAGUACCAUUGGUGCUACUCUCCUGAUAUUGCACCAGUUGAUUGCUACUCCCAUCUUAUACGACUUCUACAACUAUGACAUUGAGAAAAAGGAAUUCCUUCAACUUUUCAUCAAAUUUACACAGAGUUUGGCAUUGUUGGGGGGACUCUUGUUCUUUGUCGGGAUGAAGAACUCCAUCCCAAAAAGAUCUUCGACGACGAAGAAGGCCACGAAAACAAAAACCGUGUAGAAGAUUUGAGGAGAUGAUGUUGUAAAAGGUUGCAUUAAUUAAUUAAGGUGAUGGGUGCAUCUUGGGUUUGUGUUUUGCUGAACCCUUUGCCAUUUGAUGCAAUCUCUUGUAUGAUUUCUGUUAAGAUUUUGUUGCUUCAGAAUUUUGCAACAUUUUUUGAGUUGGGUUCUAAUUUAAGGUUAAUCUCAUCAUCAUUUUAUUCA
Molecule: messenger RNA, 776 nt
Organism: Cynara cardunculus var. scolymus (artichoke)
Lineage: Eukaryota; Viridiplantae; Streptophyta; Magnoliopsida; Asterales; Asteraceae
Exons: 5
Coding region: 97-573 (158 amino acids)
Source: RefSeq, a predicted model, not a curated record